This is a messenger RNA of Papaver somniferum (opium poppy), 2521 nucleotides long. Its product is annotated as formin-like protein 4. The annotation marks the transcript as partial. The record is from RefSeq and is a predicted model, not a curated record. NCBI's taxonomy places the organism in Eukaryota, Viridiplantae, Streptophyta, Magnoliopsida, Ranunculales, Papaveraceae. Gene Ontology annotation, molecular function: actin filament binding. Gene Ontology annotation, biological process: actin cytoskeleton organization; actin nucleation. The transcript has 3 exons.
UCAUCACUUUCAUGGCAGCUGCCAUGUCUGUUUAUUUCUCUCCUUUUCGUUUCACUUAUUCAUUUUUCAUCUUGUCAAUCAAAUUCUCCUCAGAAUCUUGAAACAUUCUUCCCUUCUAUCCCCUUAUCUCCACCUUUUGUUCCUCCGACCAGACCUUCGCCCGACCCUGUUACAGUAUUUCCAGUUCCGCCGGAACCUAGAUCGUCACAUUCAACCGGUAAAACCGUUGGGAAAGCUGUUGGUAUAACAGCAGCUAGUACUAUUGUAGUUGCUGGACUCUUCUUCUUUUUUCUUCAAAGAUAUGUUAUUGCCAAUCGGAAAAAGAAAAAUGAAGAUCAGAAAACCGAUACUAACACCACCAAUGGUAUGGUUUUUCACCGGGAUCCUCUCCAACGGGAUAACGUGAGAAUGACUAAAGAAGAAAUGAAACGAUUUGAUGGAACCCUGAAAGGUAUAGUCGUCGAUGAAGAUGGAUUGGAUGUACUGUAUUGGAGAAAACUUGAAGGCGGAACAUUGCCAAGUAGUUUCAAGAAGGAGGUUUUGUCAAAGAUUAACGAUAUUAACGAAGACGAUGUCAGAAAAGAGAGACGAAAGGAGAGAAGGAAUCGAAGAACUCACUCAAGAAACACCGUUUCUCCGUGGAAGUUCGAUUUCAUCACAUCAUCAACUCCUCCGCCACCACCGCCACCGCCUCCGUCGACUCUGCCACCACCACCUCCUUCUGCCGCGAAGAAAGUUUCGGCAGCACCACCGCCUCCGUCUACUCUCCCUAAAAUUGCCACAAAGGAAGCUUCAGCACCACCCCCACCGCCACCCAAGUUUUCAAAACCACCACCUCCACCACCAAAAGGAAAAUCGGCAAAACCAACUUCUGCAGAAUUUUCUAGUGAGAGUUCAGCUGAAGGGUCAGGUAAGGCUAAAUUGAAGCCAUUACAUUGGGAUAAAGUUACAGCUAAUCCUGAUCAUUCAAUGGUGUGGGAUAAAAUCAGUGGCGGUUCUUUCAGGUUCGAUGAUGAUUUGAUGGAAGCUUUGUUUGGAAAUGUUGCAACCAAGAAAUCACCAAAAGGGAAUCCAACCAAGUCAAGCAUGGCUGUGGGUGGUGCUAAUCCAUAUUCCCCUACUCAAGUUUUCCUACUUGAUCCAAGAAAAUCCCAAAACAUUGCAAUUGUUCUCCGAUCUCUCGCGAUAUCUCGGACAGAAAUCCUGGAUGCAUUACAAGAAGGCCGCGGUCUGGAUUCCGAUACCUUAGAAAAACUUGCAAAGUUUGCUCCAACAGAAGAGGAAGAAGCUGCACUUGUUGAAUUUGAUGGGAACAUAACAAAACUUGCAGAUGCUGAGUCUUUCUUGUAUCAUAUUUUCAAGGCUGUUCGCUAUCCGUUUGCGCGUCUUGACGCUAUGCUUUUCCGAUUGAAUUACGAGCCGGAGAUUCUCCAGCUGAAGAACUCGUUAAAAAUACUGGAAGCUGGAUGCAAUGAGCUGCGAACUCGUGGACUGUUCUUGAAACUUUUAGAAGCUAUAUUGAAGGCCGGUAACCGGAUGAAUGCAGGAACCGCAAGAGGGAAUGCAAAAGCAUUCAACCUGACAGCAUUGAGAAAACUUUCGGAUGUGAAGAGUAGUGAUGGGAAAACUACUUUGCUACAUUUUGUCGUCGAAGAAGUAGUUCGAUUCGAAGGUAAGCGUUGUGUGCUUAAUAAGAAUAAUAACUUCAGCAGAAGCAACAGCCGCGGCGGUACUAGUAGUGGCGCAUUCAGUGGUGGUCUGAAUGCAGAUCCUUCAUUAUCAAAAGAAGAUAGAGAGAAAGAAUACAUGAUGCUCGGACUUCCGAUUGUUGGAGGUUUAAGUACCGAAGUCGCGAAUGUUAAAAAAGCAGCAACAAUUGAUUAUGAAGGCUUUGGGAAUAUAUGCACUACUCUGACAAAGCGUGUCACUGAAACUCGAAAAUUCGCUGCUAAAAUUGAAGCUGAGCGGAGUGGGUUUGUGAAAGAGAUGAAGAGUUUCUUAGAUUCGUCAGACGAAGAACUUAAGGCGAUGAAAGAAGAGCAAGAAAGGAUAAUGAAUUUAGUGAAGAGAACUACUCAGUAUUAUCAAGCUGGAACUAAAGAUAAAGAUCACCCACUUCAGUUAUUUGUUACAGUGCAUGAUUUCCUAAGAAUGGUCGAUCAGGUCUGCCUUGAUAUUGCUAGGAAUGUUCAAAAGAAGAAACCUGCUGAGCCGACUGCAGCUGCUGCAGGUUCAUCUACUAGUUCAUCUUCGCCCCCAAAGAGGGCUCCAGUGAGGUUCCCGUAUUUGCCUGUAAAUAUUUUGUCAGAUAAGUCUAAAUCCUCCUCUUCAGGUGGUGAUUCUUCAGAUGAUGGGUUUUAAAAGAACUCAGAUUCAUUUGAAAUUUUUCGUUUUUAUUGAAUUUAAGAGAUUUGUUUCGUGUACAUAGUCAAUUGAGUAACUGAAAAUUCAAGACCAAAGCUCCAAGUGUGAAAAUGUUGUUGCUAAUGAAAAAGAAAAAAAUUGGUUAUUGAAUAUUGAA